Paramecium pentaurelia is the source of this 909-nucleotide messenger RNA. The record is from the annotation of a GenBank genome assembly. NCBI's taxonomy places the organism in Eukaryota, Ciliophora, Oligohymenophorea, Peniculida, Parameciidae.
AUGAGUUAGACUCCAGUAUCUUAAACCUCAAUAAUAAGAACUUUAAUUGUAGAUCCUCAUAGCAUCAAUUAGGAUUUAAUUUGUGUGAUAUGUUUACAAUUAGUUGUGAAUCCUAAAGAAUGUAGUUAAUGUCAUACUCUAUUUUGUUCAGAAUGUAUACAAGAAUCAUUAAUAAAAAACAGUAUAAAGUAUAUUAAUUUCGUAGAAAUAUGUCCAAAAAGAUGCAAAGAAGAUUUUAAGGUGGAAAAUAUAAAUAGAAUAGUCAAGAACUUAAUCUCUUAAAUAAAAAUAAAAUGUUUAAAUAAAGGAUGUGAUCAAUAAAUGUAAAUAUAAAACUUAGAUUCUCAUUUGAAGUAAUGUGAAUAUGUAUUAACAAAAUGUCAAUAUACUGAUUGUAAUUUACAAGAUAGUUUAAAAAAUAUUAAAGUUCAUUAAUAACUUUGUAAUCACAGAACUAAAACUUGUGAAAAAUGUGAAGAAAUUCAUAAGAUUAAUCAAUAACAUGAUUGUAUAGUGACCUUAAGAAAAAUAGUUAAAUUAUAAGAGGACCUCAUUAUGGUAUUAUAUACAAGAUUGGAUUGGUUGGAGACUUAAUAACAAUGCUUUCAAGUAAAACAAUAAUUGAAAUGGGUAUUUCCUCCAAAAAUAGCAUAAUGUAGUUAAUGCAAAAAAGAGAAUCUAAAAAUAAGAUACGUCUGCGAACAAAGUGGUGUUAGUUAUUGUCAGAGGUGCAUGAGGCCAAAACUUAAAUAUUUUCAAUGUCCUCUUAAUCAUGAUUUUAUUGAAAGUUAUAGAUAGAAAGUGGAUUCAAAAGAAUGUGAUUUUUGUGGAACCUAAAUAGUCUCUAAAAACUAUUAUGAUUAGAUCUGUGAUUUAAUUCUCUGCCGUACUUGUUAUUAUGAGAAUUGA